AUGGAGACUUCUGCUUUUCAUGAAUCUUUUUUAACAGAAACACAGACAAAUGAAACCUUGAAAGCAAAACAUCAACGAUGGAAGGAGUAACAUGAAUCUUUUGAUUCAAAUGUUAUUCGAAGUGACACAAACAUCAGCAAUGUCCAGAUGAGCCCAGUGAGUGAUGUAAAGAGCCGAGACAACUCUAGAAUGAGAACUCAUCUUCAACGCGAUCAGAAGCCAAUUUAAAUGUCAGAGAGAAUGCAGCGAAGAAACAGGAACAGAAUAACCCUACAUAGCCUAGCCAAGUACAAGAUCCUUGUCCUUAAUGUCUAGUAAAACCAGACUUAAGUGCAGCUGAAUGGAUCUCAAAGUAAGUUAAAGCCAAUACUCAUGACAAUGACCGAAUAAGUUGGAAGUAUUUAAGGCACAGCAGCUGGUUUUAAUACUAGCGGGAUGAACUCUCACAGCAUGUACACUUCAACUUUAUAGUAAUAAGAUGAACAAAUGUCACAGAUUCCAGUGAUAAGUAACUUGUCACCUGACCUGAGCUUUGAGAAUACAGAUUACAAAGCUACCUCCAAAUUGAUGGGCAGCAACAACUUAUAACUUCAUAACAGAUUCUUUGCUCUCAGAAGAUAGAGAGUGUUGCUGAAGCACACUUAAAAUACUUAAGUUUAAUCUCCUUCCAUUAGCAAAAAUAGAUUUCUUCCUCCAGCUGUUCGACAGAAUUAUUUAAAUGCAACCUAGAUAUUGCCCAGACCUGAAAGAUUGAUAUAUAGUCCAAAUAGCAAUGAUGGUGUAAAGAGGGUUAGUGGAAAGUUUUAAAUCUUAAAGAUAACUGCUGAUGCUGGAGGAUUUUAGGCUAACAUCGAAAAUUAACUUGGUUCAACUAUAGACACAGCAAGUAAUUAGCUUAAAAAUUUCUCUAGGUUCAGUAACAGAACUAACAGAGAAUCAAGAGGCAUGUCUUAUGUAGAUCGAGGAUAUCGUAAUUAGCCUAACAUUGAGGAAAGUAGGCCAGAUAGUAAAUAGGUAAUAUACUGCUAAGGACAAUCUUUUGACUCUAAAUUCACUAACGAUGAAUUACCACAUCAUAGUCCCAAAUAUACCCCUGUGAAUUAAAAUUAACCAUUAACUGCGAGAUAGUUUGAUGUGGACUAUGCAUCCAACUAUGAAAAGAUAAAUUAAAUAAUGGUUGACUAGCAUUAACAUAUCAUCAAAGUUCACAAUACAUCUGACUAAAUCGAGUCAUCAUGA
Messenger RNA from Stylonychia lemnae, 1239 nucleotides. The record is from the annotation of a GenBank genome assembly. Lineage: Eukaryota; Ciliophora; Spirotrichea; Sporadotrichida; Oxytrichidae.